CGGCAACGCCUCAUUACUGUCUUCGCGUCGACCAAUUUUCUCUCACAAACCCUAACAACUUCUCAGUCUGCAAUCGCAACAAACUAACAGUGGAAGAAUUCCGAUAGAAUGAUGGGGGAUAAGGAUCAAAGACCACCCCAAUCACGACCUUCUCUUAAAGCUCAUGUGUCUUUCAACAAUUAUCCCAAGUGGAAAGACAAGCUCAGAGAAAACUGUUACAAAAGGGUCCGAGAGGAUCGAACACGUCUCCUUUGGAAAAUGAGGUUGCCUGAGGGGCCUGAGGAUCAAUCUCUUAAUCAUAAGGAGUUAAUUAAAUCAACUUUCCGGGACAUAGUUACUGAUGAACUAAGAAAAAUUAAGGACACACCUUUGAAGGACUAUUCUGCUACCUUAAUUCCUGCUCCUGAUACUGAUGAUGCAAUAUGGGAAUAUGAGGGUCUUCACACAGCUUAUCAAGGCGAAUGUGAAGAAAUUUUGUUAGAAAUGCAAAGGAUAUUUUAUGAGGAUCUUAAGACACAGAAAAGUAGAAGAGAACCAGAACGCUAUAUCAGAACUUGGGAGGAUGAAGAAGACGAGUACUUAGCACGUGCAGUUUAUGAGCAUAUGCAGCUGAAUGAUAAGCAGGUGCAGAAGUUAUGGUGCCCCAUCUGCAAGCAAGGAGAGUUGCAGGAGAACUGCAGUUUUAUACAUUGCACCCGGUGUGAGCUUAAGCUCACUAGAGGCGAUGAGGUCCUGCUACUAUUUCUCAAUUGCUUGAGAUCUAAUCUUUUCUUGCUUCAACUCUGUUCUGUUGAUUACUUGUCGAUUGUUCAAUGUCACCUUAUCAAAUUGUUGGUAAAAGACUAUAUGAACUGAAAUAAGAACGGUCUUUUUGUUGUGACUUCCCCAAGUCCUCUGUACUGUAGUGCUCCUAAUUUAAACAUUAUCCAGCCAUAACACCUCCUCCCUUCUUUUUUUUCAGUAAAUUUACACACCCCCGUGUUGAUCGGUCCACCAGGGUGUAAAUUUGUAUGUCUCCCUUGUGGGUUGGCAGUAAUUCAAAUGGACAUAACUUCCUUUUAUCUUCUAGACAAUUAUUCAUGAACAUCAUGGAUCAUAUGGAAACUUGAAUUACACAAAUGAGUAGAGUGAUGCAAAUUUGCUUCAUACUCAUAAUAAAUGUUCUCUGAACGACGAAUUUUGAAGUUUUAGCAGUGGUGUACUGCUCUUUUUGUUUUGUUUAUGUACAAUAAUUUGUGAGGACAGUUUCCAUCAUAGUUCGUGUAAAAUAACAGGAUAGAAGCAUCAUUCAAUCGCUGAAGCUCAUGUAGAACAUCUUGAUAGACAUUUUCUAUCGUCUGAGUCUGACCAUAGGCGUCUCUCUGGUAUUUCUAGGUUACUUUGGACUUGUUGCGAACUCGGCUGGCUGAAGCUCAUGCAGAACAUCUUGAUAGGGGAUGCAGGUUGCG
Messenger RNA from Ilex paraguariensis (yerba mate), 1448 nucleotides. NCBI's taxonomy places the organism in Eukaryota, Viridiplantae, Streptophyta, Magnoliopsida, Aquifoliales, Aquifoliaceae. The record is from the annotation of a GenBank genome assembly.